Scylla paramamosain (green mud crab) is the source of this 594-nucleotide messenger RNA. Its product is annotated as cuticle protein 7-like. Bases 48 to 458 code for a protein of 136 amino acids. NCBI's taxonomy places the organism in Eukaryota, Metazoa, Arthropoda, Malacostraca, Decapoda, Portunidae. The record is from RefSeq and is a predicted model, not a curated record. The transcript has 3 exons. Gene Ontology annotation, cellular component: extracellular matrix.
CCACGAUCAUUCCACCUCAAGCCCCCCCUCCUCACAACAACAACAACAUGAAGGUGACAAUCGCCGUGUGUCUGCUGGCCGUGGCUGGGGCAGCGCUCGCCCUCCCCCAGUACCAACACGGACCGCCCGUCGCCUACAGGCCCACGCCUUCCUAUAACGAGGUGCCCCGCUACGCGUUCGACUACGGCGUGCGGGACAACUUCGGCAACGACUUCGGCCACCAGGAGAGUCGUGACGGCUACAACACCAAGGGCUCCUACUACGUGCAGCUGCCCGACGGCCGCCUGCAGCGCGUCAACUAUUACGUCAACGGCGACUCGGGAUUCGUGGCGGAGGUCACCUAUGAGGGCGAGGCGCGCUACCCAGCCUACAGCCCCGCCCCCGCCUACAGACCCGCCCCAGCCUACAGACCCGCCCCAGCCUACACCCCAGCCCCCGCAUUACGGAUAGAACAAUGACCUGUAAUCCGCCAAGCACCGUCCCUUCGCAGCCACCGCAGCACAAGGCGUCUCUGCAGCUAUUUAUAUACUCGAAUGUAAAUAUUUUUGUACGAAACUAUGGUAAGAGAGUAAAGACCGCGUGAACUGAACUGAA